Molecule: messenger RNA, 780 nt
Organism: Aspergillus affinis
Lineage: Eukaryota; Fungi; Ascomycota; Eurotiomycetes; Eurotiales; Aspergillaceae
Exons: 2
Coding region: 1-780 (259 amino acids)
Source: RefSeq, a predicted model, not a curated record
AUGGCUUCUUCCUCCGAUUACAACGCUGCGGACUUGACCUCCGUCCUCCGAACGCUAUCCGCGCUAUCAACCCCUGCUCUUCCCCCGCAAGACCCGCCUCAACCAGCCCAUCCCGACCAUGAUGCAUACGAACCGACCGACGCGCUACCCCCAACUCCCGUACAAGCACCAACACCGUCGGAGUCCUCUGCGAAUCGCUCCGGCCCAGAUCCCACAUCUCAACCACCACGGCCUCGAGCCACUGGUAACCCGGCCGCUACGCUUGGGGACACAUCGUCCAUCACUACCUGGCCGCCUGCAUUGCGACAUGUGAUGCGCGCGGUGUCGCAGAGCGAAGACCUCCUUCACCGAAUCCGCUGGCUGAUCCAACGGCAACACGACCACGAGAAGCAAUGGUGGCAGGGACGAGAGGCCCUGCUAAAGAAACAGAGGGCCCGCGUCGACAAGAAGAAGCAAUUGGAUGACGUCUUAACCGCAUUCCAUGCGGAGAAGUCAGCGCAGCCAACUAACUUAGUCGCAAAUCAGACCGUCGAGGAAGACGAGGCGGAGUUGAAAAGAUACGACGUCAAAGUCUACCGAGCAUCGAAGCAAAUGGCCGAAGCAAUGACUGGUGAACUGCGUGGCCUGCAAAUCCCUUUCUUCAGUAUCAAAUCAGCUCUGAUCGACUCCUCUUCGAACACUAACCCUACUCCAUCAUCGGGCGGCCUUCUCCCGCGAGAGGAAUUAUCUUCGCUGCAGCGUCGUAUGCUAGAGCUGCUUCAGGAUCUUUGCAAGGAGUAA